Messenger RNA from Andrographis paniculata, 765 nucleotides. RefSeq names its product protein MIZU-KUSSEI 1. Lineage: Eukaryota; Viridiplantae; Streptophyta; Magnoliopsida; Lamiales; Acanthaceae. Gene Ontology annotation, biological process: hydrotropism. The record is from RefSeq and is a predicted model, not a curated record. The transcript has a single exon. Bases 1 to 765 code for a protein of 254 amino acids.
AUGCCAACGCCGAAACACAGGCCGUCCGCCGCUCACCCUCCGCCGUCCGCGGUGGCGCCGGACCAAUCUCCGGCCAGGACGCCGACGCCGGUCUCCCUCCAAAAGCCGAGUCCCAAAAAACCCGUCUCAGGGCCCACAAAACUUUUCCGGCGGGUCAAGUCCGUGUUCCGAUCGUUUCCAGUGAUCACAACCCCGUGCCGGAUGCCGAGCCCCGCCGUCGGCGGCGGCGGCGUUCAGAUCCACGGCGGCGGCAGCAAACAGGUGACGGGAACCCUCUUCGGGCACCGGAAGUCCCGGGUGAACCUGGCGAUCCAGGACCACCCGAGGUGCCUGCCCCUGGUGGUCCUGGAGCUCUCGAUCCAAACGGGGAAGCUGCUCCAGGACAUGGGGGCCGGCCUUGUACGGAUCGCCCUGGAAUGCGAGAAGAAUCCUCGGCCGUCCGAUCAUCAGAGAGUCAAACUGAUGGACGAACCGAUUUGGUCCAUGUACUGCAACGGGAGGAAGGCCGGGUACGCCGUGCGCCGGGAGGCCACCGACGACGAUCUAAAUGUGAUGCAGCUGCUGCACGCGGCGUCGAUGGGCGCCGGCGUCCUGCCGGAGACGGCGGCCGGCGGCGGCGCCGGCGGGGAGGAGGAGGGGGAGAUGACGUACAUGAGGGCCAAUUUCGAAAGAGUUGUGGGAUCGAAGGACUCGGAGACUUAUUACAUGGUCAGCCCCGACGGGAACACUGGACCUGAACUCAGUGUUUUUUUUGUUAGGGUUUAA